AUGGCCUGGUUCUUCAAUGACAGUCGAGGACCUCAUUGGAAGCGAGGAUGGCAAGAGCAGACGCUCUGCUCCCUCUCCCUCCCUCCUCUCCAUCUCAUCCUCGUCUUUGCCAUCGUCGUCCUCUUCCUGUGCAUGUCGUGGUACCAUGACUACAAGACCCAAAUGAUCCGCACCGAGAUCGGUCUAAGGUUCUUCACGUUCCUUCUCCCCGUCGCGCUCCUCGUCGUCGCUCCCUUCUUCCUCAGGCAAAUGUUCGUGUUCCCGGGAAGACGACGCGAGCAGGAGUCGCCGGCAGCACAGGGGGCAGGAGCCUCACCCGUGAAGGUGUUGGCCUUGGUGUUGGUGCUCUUGUUGAUGAUCUCUUAUCAGUCCUCCUUCAGUUGGUUUAAGCCAAUCUGGCGUAUGGAGUAG
Zingiber officinale is the source of this 411-nucleotide messenger RNA. RefSeq lists its product as uncharacterized. The record is from RefSeq and is a predicted model, not a curated record. Lineage: Eukaryota; Viridiplantae; Streptophyta; Magnoliopsida; Zingiberales; Zingiberaceae. The coding region runs from base 1 to 411 and encodes 136 amino acids. The transcript has a single exon.